Cryptosporidium muris RN66 is the source of this 1323-nucleotide messenger RNA. RefSeq lists its product as uncharacterized. The coding region runs from base 1 to 1323 and encodes 440 amino acids. NCBI's taxonomy places the organism in Eukaryota, Apicomplexa, Conoidasida, Eucoccidiorida, Cryptosporidiidae. The record is from RefSeq and is a predicted model, not a curated record. The transcript has a single exon.
AUGCUACAAAAUUACUGUGUUGAAGAUUUUAUAACCUCAAUAUGCAGUUUAGAGAUAGUUUUAAAUCAAGCAAGGGAACGUGAAUUACGUGAUUGCCUAUACUAUUGGAGGUAUACUAGUAAGCUAAUAAAGGAAUUAAAUAUUCAGAAGAAGCGAUAUAAUAUUUACAUGCUAGAUGGAUUUUAUGCUUUAGCAAGACAAACACAAGCUGUCUGUAUGUUAUUUCAUAUAUUUGCUCUUCAUGAGUAUAAAUUAAAGAACUAUGCUUUAACUACACUGAGGAUAUACUCAAAUAUGUAUAAUUCUAAAUAUGAGAAUAAAAUAUUGGAUAGUUAUAUUGACUUAAUUCAUAUGUUUAGUAACUUUAGUAAAAUUUUAGAUUUAUACAAGUAUCGUAUAAUAAAUAAAACCUUUAGAUAUAUAGUGGAUUAUUGUGAUAAAGAAAUUGUUAAUAGUAAUAUAAAUGGGGUUGAUUCUGUUUUAUCUGCUGAUGAGACUAAUGAGUAUUCAAUAUCUGACAUUACUAUACCAAAAAUAGAAGAAGAGAUUGUUGAAUCUAAUAUGAAUUUAGAAAACCUUGAAGAUAGAAAUUUAAAAAGAAGUGUUAUAAAGUCAGACUUAAGAAAUAGUUUGAAUAAUGGUCUAAACUCGGGCUUGAGAAUACCUUGUACUUUUGAAGAUGUGUCUAUGAAUUCAACUGAUCCUAAAGUUAGUGAAUACGUUACUUAUAUUCAUGGAAGUUUGAUUCCAAAUCCUUUAGAUAAAAUUCAAACUGUUUAUAAAAGUAGAGAUAUAUUUUUAAAUACAAAGAAGAAGGUAUCAUUCAAGGAUCAAAUUGAUAGACGUAAUACUACUCCUAGUAUACCAUCAUAUCAAAUGGAUAAUUACAAAAUUGAAGGCUUUACCUCUACUACAUACGAACCUUUAUUCUAUCAUAAUCCUAUUGAUAAAUUCAAUAGUGCUAGGAAUUUUCAUAUAAAAUACUAUCCUCCACCAACUCUACCCUUAGGAAAAUCUUCAACUUUGAAUUCAUCUAGUAAUACCCCACAGAUUUCUCCACAGUCAUCUUCUUCAAAGAAUAUAAAUUUUCAGAUUAUGCAUAAUUAUAAUAAUGAAAAUAAUUCAUCUUAUGUGAACAAUCCAAAGUGGAAAUUUUCUAGUAAUAACUAUCGCCUAUUAAAUAAUGAGUCAUAUGCCACAAUUAAAAGGUCUCCAAGAAGUUCAGAUCAUGCGAAGAAUGUAUUAAAUCCAUGUAUAGGUUUGGCAUCUGAAUCUACAAAUAUUCUUACUAGUAUAACAGAUCAUAUAAAGUCUAUAUUCUAA